Messenger RNA from Naegleria fowleri, 1092 nucleotides. RefSeq lists its product as uncharacterized. Lineage: Eukaryota; Heterolobosea; Eutetramitea; Acrasida; Naegleriidae. The coding region runs from base 1 to 1092 and encodes 363 amino acids. The transcript is spliced from 3 exons. The record is from RefSeq and is a predicted model, not a curated record.
AUGGAUGGACUGAACGAUGAUGGAUGGAAACUAAUUUUUGAUUCUCUCAAUGAAUUUAUUUCUUUGAAUCACAGCCAUCCUGCGAUAAGGUCAGAAUUUUGCAUUAGUGAUAGCACUUGUAAUGUUGAAACAGAUGUUUCUGCAAUGGUUCUGAUGGCCAUCAUGACCUGCGUAUAUAUAAUAACGCUUGUCGUUAAUUCCUAUUUAUUAAUCAGAGAAAUAAGAUAUGGCUCACUAUUUAAAUCUAGAUUAGUGUUUUAUGUUCUGACUACGUUCUAUCUGCUAGGAAAUUUGGUGUUCUUUGCAUCACAUACUCUUGCCCGAUUUGUGUUUAGAGUGAAUGAAAAACAAGUGAAUGGCGAGACAGAUUUUAAUCCAGUACUGUUUUUAUUCACUCAUAUUGCUUUAUAUUGGAGCGAAACAUUGCUUGCUUGCGCAUUCUUAUUUGUAUGCGUAAAUUAUAUGGAAAUAUUUUUACAUUCUAAGGGAUUUUCCAUUAUUUACUCUCAGGAGCAAACAUCUAAAUUACGAAUUGGUGUCACUUUGAUAAUUGUUGUUGCCAACAUGAUUGAGAUGAUUAUAUUUGCUAUCAUGAUAAUAUUUUUCCCUUCUCAGAACGCUCUUACAGUUGAGGUUGUUUUAUCGUUUCAAAUUAUUUUGAGCGUUAUAGUAGUCAUUUUCUUUGUUGUAUGGAUUUAUGUGAGCAAGAAAUCAAUAUGGCAAGGUGCACAUACAAAUGAAACACUCUCGAUACUCACACAGAAAAUGUUCUAUGUUGCCUCUAUAUUUGCUUUUUUGAUCAUUCUAAAAUCAAUUGCCAAGAUUUUUCUAUUAAUUUACGUCUCUAUGUGCGGUAUUAUCUGCCUUAAUGUUUCUGUAAUUUUAUCUGCUACUACAGCAGCUGCUACUGAUUUAUUUCCGCUUAUUUCAAUUUAUUAUAUUUUCAGAAUUUCUGAUAGCAAUGCACAUGAAGAAAUUAGAAACGAUGGAAAUGGUUUGGUCACACUACAACCUGUAUCUCAAUCAUCAAACACUCAUGUAAUCACUAACGAAUGCACAUCUAACGAUAUUGAGUUCGAAGAUGAGGAUUAA